Molecule: messenger RNA, 1042 nt
Organism: Euleptes europaea (tarantolino)
Lineage: Eukaryota; Metazoa; Chordata; Lepidosauria; Squamata; Sphaerodactylidae
Gene: HMOX1
Product: heme oxygenase 1
Exons: 5
Coding region: 27-896 (289 amino acids)
Biological process (GO): heme oxidation; response to oxidative stress; heme catabolic process
Molecular function (GO): heme binding; heme oxygenase (decyclizing) activity
Source: RefSeq, a predicted model, not a curated record
GAAACAGGAGGAGGGCAAACAGGACCAUGGCAGAGAGAACAUCUCAAGAUCUGUCUGAAGCCCUGAAGGAAACCACCAAAGAGGUGCACGAACAGGCAGAGAACACACAGUUUAUGAAGAGUUUCCAGAGAGGGAAGGUUUCUCUUCGGGAGUUUAAGCUGUAUUUAGCAUCACUGUACUACAUCUAUUCGGCUCUGGAGGAAGAAAGUGAAAGGAAUAAGGACAAUCCAGUCUACGCCCCUGUUUAUUUCCCAGCUGAGCUGAAUCGCAGUGCUGCUUUGGAAAAAGACUUAGAGUAUUUCUAUGGCCCCGCAUGGAGACGGGAGAUCCAGUGUCACGAGGCAACUCAGAAGUAUGUAGACAGACUCCAUCACGUAGGCCAGCAUGAACCCGAGCUCCUGGUGGCUCAUGCUUACACCCGCUAUCUGGGAGAUCUCUCUGGGGGCCAGAUUCUGAAGAAGAUUGCACAGAAGUCUCUUAAUCUGCCCAAAACUGGAGAAGGCCUCUCUUUCUUCAACUUCCCCGGAGUCACCAACAUCAGCAAGUUCAAGCAACUCUAUCGAGCUCGGAUGAACACCAUCCCCAUGGACGUAUUGACUGAGAAGAGAAUCCUUGAAGAGGCCGAGAAAUCUUUCCUGCUGAAUAUAGAAGUGUUUGAGGAAUUGCAGAGGCUUUUGAAUCAAGGACAGCCAUCAGCAAAUGGCAACGCUGUACAACCAAACCUGGAGCUCCACGCAAGAGGAAUCAACAGACCACACGGUCCAGUUGCCACAGUGGAAAAUGACCGGACGGAGAUGCGGCAUAAUGACAUGCUACCCAGCACACCACUCCUGCGCUGGGUCCUUGCGCUUUGCUUCUUAGCAACCACAGUGGCCGUGGGCUUGUAUGCUUUCUGAACAAAAAGGACCUUAUGUGUUUUUCACACAGCACCUGCCUUUUCCAAAACUAACUGAUCUUUCCCUUGUGGAGGAAAGGCCUGCUUAGAUUCCUCGGCCUAGGGUGGUCUGAGCAUGACUACUCCCCUAUUACUAACAAUAUAGAC